CGCUUUUGCCCUAUCAGUCACUAUAGCCAAGAAAAACACACCAGAACGUCUUAGACAUCAAUUUAGCAAUUUCAAAAUGAGGAAGGAGGACAAAACACAGACAACCAAAGACACGAAGACGAAAAUAUGGAGGAUGCUUGCCAAACAGGCGAUAGAAGGGACUAGACUGAUCAAGAAGUGGAUUAAUCUGGUAGUUGAUGAGGCGGACAACCGUAGCCGCAGCCUCCAGCCAAAACGACGAAGGGACGUGAGAGGCCAGAAGAAGAACUCAGGUCCCCUCAAGAACAUGCUUCUUUUCACGCUCAACCAGGCCAUUCUGCUGAGAUACUCCGGGACAGGAUUUUGAGAAAGAAUACCAAGGGGACCAUAUAGUCGUAAGAGAGGGUUAGAUCUAAACACCCCACAGGUUCAGACCGGACUACACAAAUGGAUCUAUCAAACUGGGUUUUGAUCAUGGUAAAGAAAUCAACGGCAAUUGAAAAAAUAUGAGACUUAUGCUUCAAAAAAUAAACCCACGUGCAGCGAGUGGCAUGAUCAAUGAAUAAAGCAAAAUACU
Molecule: messenger RNA, 556 nt
Organism: Linum trigynum
Lineage: Eukaryota; Viridiplantae; Streptophyta; Magnoliopsida; Malpighiales; Linaceae
Source: the annotation of a GenBank genome assembly